Molecule: messenger RNA, 1345 nt
Organism: Oryzias latipes (Japanese medaka)
Lineage: Eukaryota; Metazoa; Chordata; Actinopteri; Beloniformes; Adrianichthyidae
Product: cadherin-1
Biological process (GO): homophilic cell-cell adhesion; cell-cell junction assembly; cell-cell adhesion mediated by cadherin
Cellular component (GO): adherens junction; cytoplasm; plasma membrane
Molecular function (GO): calcium ion binding; cadherin binding; beta-catenin binding
Source: RefSeq, a predicted model, not a curated record
CAGUAUGGAUUUUCCUGCAGUCAGUUGCAGAGCUCUUAACUGGCAGUCACUGCAAACCUUUCCCCAAAACCUUUUGGAUGCUGUUUUAAACUUUCUUAGGAGGAAUACUUGCAAAGAUGAGGACUGUUUGGUUCAUGAUUUUGGGAGCUUUGAUAAUUGGUGUUCAGUCUGCUGAGGGGCUGAGGAGGAGGAAGAGAGAUUGGGUCAUCCCACCCUUAAAUAUUCCUGAAAACAGUAAUGGGCCCUUUCCACAAAAAAUUGCUCAAGUUCGAGCCAGUAAAGAUCAGUCAAAGACGUUGUCCUACAGCAUCACCGGUCCUGGAGCUGAUCAGGAUCCUCUCCACAUCUUUAUAGUGCAGAAGGACACUGGUGAUCUGUAUGUCACCCAACGCCUCGACAGAGAGAAACAAGACUUCUACAAAUUGCUGAUUCAUGCUGUGGUUGAGGAUGGAUCAGCUGCAGAGGAACCCAUAGAGAUUGUCAUCAAUGUAAUCGACAUAAACGACAACAAGCCUGUUUUUACUGAAGACAUCUUUGCUGGAGAAGUUUUUGAGUCCUCACCAAUAGGUACUGAAGUGAUUCAGGUUAAUGCCACAGAUCUUGACGAACCUGGUUCUGACAACUCAAUCAUCAAAUACAGUAUCCAGAGUCAGGAUCCACAGAAGCCCAAUUCCUCUUUGUUCACUAUCAACCCAGACACUGGGGUCAUUACUGUGGGGGCUGCAGGGCUGGACAGUCAGAAAUAUCCUCAGUACACUCUGGAGGUACAAGCUGCAGACAUGAGAGGACAUGGAUUGACUGGAAGAGCUAAAGUUGUUCUCAAUGUGACUAAAAAUGAUGAAAGUGUUCCUGUGAUUGAUCAGAUCUCUGCAAAGACUGAUCCGUGACCCAGCAAAGAGAACUGGAUUGGCUAUGGUGGGAAAAAAAGAUUUCCGUUUACUUGCUAAUGGACAGCAAGUAAACCACAGAAUCCAACAGAUUCGGUGGUCUUCUCUUGAGUUCUCCUCCUUAUCUUUUAUUUCAUUCCACCAGAUGAACCAACCCCUCACCGUGCAGCUGCAGUAUACCUAAAGCGCAUGUCUGUGAUGCAACUGAUUGAAAGUUCAUUUUUGUCUUUGGAGCUUUAUGCUUUUGAAGGUUGAUCUGUCUUUGCUGUUUCUAAUCAGUGCUGUUCUCUUUCACAUAUCAAAUAAAAUGUUGGUGGGGCAUAAAUAGUGGAAUCACAUUAUUAUUAAUAUUUGGGUUUUUGGUGGAGUAACAUGUCUACAUUUAUGAAUAUAUCAAAUCUUAAAUCUGAAACUUUUUGGUUGCUGAUGUGCUGUCAAUAAACAUUGAUCUGCUUUAA